AUGGGCGCAUCACAGUCUACAGGUGGACUCGAGGGUGCUCCGUCUCUAGAACAGCUCAGCUUUCUACUAGCUGAACGCUUUGCAACAAAGUGCUUCACUCCCUUAGAACUUACUCAUUUCAAAGACAACUUUUAUUCGCGGGCACUCGACCAAGCGGGAUUUCGGUAUUGGAACGAGAAGAUCCUUUCGGACUUUCUCGGCAUACCUGAUGGAAUCUAUACCGAUGAGAAGGGCGGCAGUCAUGAUGGCCGCCUUGAUGCGGGUCCCGUCGUGUUCAGAAUGGUGUCAUACUUGGGCGCGUUCCCUUUCCAGAAAACCCUUGCGCCUAGCGUUUUGACUUUCGAGGCUAUGGUCAAGGUUGUUGUGCUCCUCACUGAGAGAUAUGGCAAAGUCCUGAGAAGAGGUCGUAAAGAUCGUGUCAAGCUGCUUUUUGGAAGUCUUGCAGAUGUCGGAAGACCGCCCGUGCGAGACACAAAAGAACAUCAACUCUCCGAACCCUCUGAUAACAAUGGAGAAGGAUCACAAGGGCCUUCGUCGCAUGCGCCGGGAUUUUCCAUCGAUGAGCCCGCUAACGACGACUAUGAUGAAGAAGUUGAUGAUGACGAUCUAGCAUUAGCAGCAUUGGAAUCACUAGAUGCUAUUGAGGUUUUUAAACAUGACCAACGAAUUGAUCGUACAGUCUAUGAGGCACGCAUAUCCGUGGACACAUUUCGUCGUCUUCUUAUGUUACUCCUCGUGAUUACUCCGUUGAGACCAUUUGAGACUGUCACCAAAUAUACUUAUGAUUUAAGCUCGGAAGAGCAGGCUUCCAUCAGACACGAAGCCGACAGCAUCAUCUCUAGUUUCAGUGAAGAAGAACUCCGGGACGGUAUUGGAUACAAAUCAUUUUCGAAGAUGGUUUCCCUCAGCUUACCUCAUCUCUUUGAUCCCUUGACGCCACUAUUUGAGCAUCUUUUGUUUAGUAAAAAUUUGGAUCUGUCUCGGAAACGAACUGGAUCUGAAACCAAUCCCGAGACUUCGCCUACGCAGUUGUCGAACGAUGAAACGCCAACCCCCGGCCAUCCGGCUGCGAUUUUGCUUCCGGGGAGCUUUGAAUCUGCAAUACUCACUCCGAUAUUCUUCUCCACAUCAACCGGCAUCGCUAUCGGCUGUGAGGUCGCAGCAUCUGCGCACCACAAAACGAGUUAUGGCCCCGGCGUACCCUCUUCCUCCCGCCACCAUAGAAACAACAGCAAUAACAAACAACACGCACCAAUCCCUAAUGGCGCGGGCAGUCUCAUCAUAGACGCCGGUCUAGAAACAGCACAACUACACGUAUCCUACCUGGCCGGUAGUUCCGGCACUUUCACACCAGCUGUCCCUCCUAUCCUUCCAACCAUUACACACAUUGAUAUCUACAACCUUGAAAUAUGGGGUAUUAUUGAGCCGGUAUCGUCGGCAACAACGGGAGGUAAUACUAAUACCAUUUCGCAACAGCGCGCAGCGUGGCAGUUCGAUGCCCGUGAAGCAGAGCGUAGAAAGGGACUUAAUGUUAAAUUGGGUGCAAAUGCAUCGGACAGUGAUUAUCAGAAUGCGCGUGCUUUGCUCGAAAUGGCUGGUAUUAUAGGUGAUCAGGGCCAGCGGAGUGGAGGCAGUGUAUGA
Molecule: messenger RNA, 1641 nt
Organism: Talaromyces atroroseus
Lineage: Eukaryota; Fungi; Ascomycota; Eurotiomycetes; Eurotiales; Trichocomaceae
Product: Restriction of telomere capping protein 5
Exons: 3
Coding region: 1-1641 (546 amino acids)
Source: RefSeq, a predicted model, not a curated record